AUGGCCGAACACGAUGCGUUGGUACUUUCGUACGUUCACUUGAACAACUUCCCGAGAGCAAGCGAUGCCCUGCAUACUUUGAAAAAGGUGGCCUCUUUGGUCAAACCCCUCAUGAGAGCGCGCAACUGGAAGGUCCGGGAACUGGCCGAAUUCUAUCCCGAGCAGGGAAACCUCUUAGGUCUCAAUGUAAACCGAGGUAUGAAGAUAUGCCUGCGCUUGCGGCAUGCUGGCGACCGGAACCAGUUCAUGUCCAUCGAGAGCGUCGUCGAUACUAUGCUUCAUGAGCUAUCACACAUCGUGCACGAUGCCCACGAUUCAAAAUUCCACGCUCUCUGGGACCAACUCCGUGACGAACACCAGGGUCUGGUUCUCAAGGGAUAUACUGGCGAAGGGUUCCUGUCAGAGGGACACCGGCUGGGAGGUUCUAGGAUGCCCCAACGCGAAGCUCGUCGACUGGCCCGAGAAGCUGCCGAGAAGCGUCGAGCUAGACCUGGUGGCACUGGCUCUGGAAAACGUCUGGGAGGAGCUGGUCCUCGGCCGGGCGAGAAUAUUCGCAGCGUCAUUGCAGAUGCAGCUGAGCGACGAAACAGGACGCUCCGUGGUUGCGCAACGGAUAACCUCGACGAGUCUCAGAUCCGGAACAUUGCUGAUGCCGCUACAAGGAACGGCUUCCGAACACAGGCCGAAGAGGAUGAGGCCAAUGAUGCAGCUAUCGCGCAGGCUCUCUGGGAGUUGGUGCAGGAGGAUGAACAGGCCAAGUAUGGAAGCAGUUAUAUACCCCCAACCGCGAACAAUCCAACUGGCAAUGGCGGUGGUGCAGUGAUGAGGGACCAAGGGGGACCUAGUAGUUCGGGGUCCAGACGAUCUUUGGGCAACACGGCUGAUAGAGAGGGACAUGGUUCCAAUGCUGCAGCGAGAGAACCUCGAGGAUGGACAUGCGACACUUGCACACUACACAAUCCCGCCACCUUUCUUUGUUGUGAUGCUUGCGGGAUGGAGCGGCCCGCAAAGGCAACGCAGGCCAUAGACAAUCGCCGAUCCAGGUCGCCAAAACCUGGAAGAAGACCGGUUGUUGUCGACUUGACUCAGAGCCCGCCGCGAGAUCGACAGCAGAGCACUACCGCCUCACAGACAACAAGACCGGUGGCGAAAGCUUCCUCCGUCCCUCAGACAUGGCAGUGUAGCUUUUGCGGGACGGAGAUGGAGAGGCAAUGGUGGACCUGUUCAACCUGUGGAAAGAUGAAGGAUAGUUCGGGAUAG
Messenger RNA from Fusarium keratoplasticum, 1260 nucleotides. RefSeq lists its product as uncharacterized. NCBI's taxonomy places the organism in Eukaryota, Fungi, Ascomycota, Sordariomycetes, Hypocreales, Nectriaceae. The record is from RefSeq and is a predicted model, not a curated record. The transcript is spliced from 2 exons. Bases 1 to 1260 code for a protein of 419 amino acids.